AAAACCGUCGUUCGUUGCCGCCGGUUGCAAAUUUCUCCGGCGUUAGGGAUCUCGGCUGUGAUCUGUUGUCGCUUUUGAAGUCUGGCGUCCGUGGCGUGUUGAGUGCCGUAACAAUGGGGCCGGUGGAGAUCUUCGUGCUCGAGCAUGCCCUCAAAUACCAGAUGGGCAAUGCCGUGAAAGCUCUGCGUGGCCGUGGCAACAAGCAGACCAUUGUGUACAACUUGAGCUCUCCUUACAUCUGCCUAAUGUACUUGGUGCACAUCUUCAACGGCUACUUGACCUCGUCGCACCAGACAAUCGCCACUUGGGAUCCUGCAGUCCUCAAGGUGCUCGUAGAUGUUUUCCAGGACAUGUAUUCUCGACAGAAGUUCACCUCUGAAAAGGUCCUUGUGCCUCUCAUCUUGCGUGCCAGGUUGUUGGAGAUCAUUGUUUAUGCUGAGAAGGCCCUGCCACCUGGCUUUGUGCUGGAGAAGUUGGAUGCAUACUUUCCACAGCCCACUGAAGCUGUCUGGAAGGAGUUUGCUCAGACCUACUCUCUUAGGGGAAAGUCUAUGGCAUGGCUCCUGGACACUUGCAAGAAAUCUCGCCAGUACGUGAUGAACCUGGUGAUGAAGAAGAAACGCCUGGACAGCGAUUCUCGUGACCUUGAAGGGUUUGUGGUGACCGUCAAGCGUCUUGUGGACCAGAUUGCGGCAGACCUUUCCACAUCUAUCCCACGAACAGGACUGGAAAAGAUUCUUGCUGGAGAAAAGCUUCAACUUGACCUGGACACAGAGCAGAUAAUCCAGACGGUGAUCAACAAAGAUCAGCCCAUCAUGGAGAAACAUCUGCUUCAUCUGCUUGAGCUUCAGGAGUCAGUGGAGCACCCUGUCGAGCUGAAAUCUAUUGCAAACGACAACCUGUGAACUCUUCUGCUGCCGGUCUCGUCACCUUGGGGGGACUACAGCACUGCACUUCGACGUGAGAUGAUUGACGUCUGUGGGAAUUUGUGGAAGCACUGACGUGAAGGGAAGUUUAUGGUUAUGAACCGCCAUGUGGUUUUGCUUCAAAUCGGAAAUCGGUGGUGUGGAUGAAGGGUCCACUACUACAAGUCUUCUUCGAGCAAGUGUUCUAUUGCACCACAAGGUCCGAAACAUUUGAGGAGUGAUGUCUGUCUAUUUGUACCAGUGGAUGUAAGCAGCCCAGUCAUGGCUCAUCAGGCGAACAGAUAAUGUAGGGUUUCUGUUGAGCAAUGUGCUAAACUUUUGCCAAUUUAAACAUGCUUCAUGCAACUGGACAUUUGUCCAGUCGCAUGCUCUCGUGUCUUUCGUGUCCUUCUUGUCUCUGUGUCGGCGUUUAGUUCUCGCGCUAUAACUAUCGUCAUGCCAUACCGACUAGCCCAAGCUACCACUCUUCUAUAUGGACAUUUGUACUUUGCAUUUUUGAUGGUAGCUUCAAAAAUGAACGUAAGUCUGGUGGUAGCACAAAAAGCCCAGCUUCGUAUAUUGGAGCCUCCUUGGAAAACUUGUCUGAAAUGCAUGUGGAAAUGUCAUGAAGGCUUGCAAAGGUUUUCUGUUUUCAUUACCUGAACUGAGGGAAAACAAAACAAAAGAACACUGCCACUUCAACUUGCCAAAAGUUUCACAUGACAAAGGCAUGACCUACAAAGUGCAAUUCCUUAGCAUGACUUUGCAAUAAAAAGGCACUGAAACACCUUAAAAGCAGUAUGCCUGCACCUAGCGAUAACAGGCAUGGUCUGCUGAGGUGCUGUUUGAAAGCGACUGACAACAGAAUCAUACCAUUACUGGUUCUGACGCCUUGCCAACACUCCUUUGUUAGGGUAUGUAUAUUCCUCACAUUUUUUAAAUUGAAGGGGCACUAAAGUCAAAUAACAAUUUACAUCAGGGUGAAAACUCAAUGUAUGACAACAUCUAAAACGACACUAUCAUCAACAGCAGUGCCCUCCUUACCGAGAAAUAGAGGUAAAUGCACAAGAAUACGUGCGCCGCAGUAGAACAUUUACAAAAUGAUCCCGGUGACGUCAGAGUUACAGUUAGCAACAGACCACUAGUAAUCGAAUGAGGUUUACUAAAUAAAAAACCUUCCAUGCAUCAAGAGACGUAAUAAAGUGCUGCUUGUUCAUUUCUGUUUGGUUCAUGGAAAAAGACUGCCGGACGUUACUAUGAGGAAUGGCACGAGUGGUUCAAUAGUUCAAUAUUUGCGUGGUUAAACUGGACAGGUUGUGCCAUCUGGCGGGGCCCAGUUGAAGCAAGCUUAUCUGCAAUCUCGGGGCUAAUGGCAGGAAAUUCUUCAGUGGCAGUUCUUGCCGUAGUGGCCUGCUGAUUUCGUUCUGGUGCUAUUAGUGUUGGUGGCCGCGCACUAAAGCCGGACAACGUUGUGCAUGGCAACAGUGAUGUGAGACGUCCCACUCCUUUAAGCGGGUAAUUUUAAGUGCACUAACUCGACGCAAACCACUAAAAUGAAAUUUUAUUUCAGAAUAAGCCCUUCCUUGGCAAAAAAGUAACACUACGAGGUUUCUGGACCGCUAUUUCAGCAAUCAACGUUGACUCAGUAGUUGUCUUUAGUGUCCCUUUAAGGCAAAGUGAAAUUACAUUGGGGUUGUCUUUCAGACAGCAUUAUCUGAAAAGUGUACUAAGUGAGUGCAUUUCGUGCAAAGCCACUCAUUUGAACUGCUGUUCAUAAGCCUUCUUUCACAUAUUGUCUUGUCAUUCAUUCUUUUUCUUGACUUUUUGGCUCAUGUGUUCAUUUCACAUUGGGUGGAAAACAGCGCCAAAGAGAUGUCUAGAGUGUGUAAAGAUUGUCCAUUUUUCUUCUUCUUUUCCUGUUUUCUUACUUGCAUGAAAGGAAACCACCUGAAGCCUACAUUUCAUUCACCAUGCAGUUCUAAUCAAAAAGGAGUCGGGCUGGCUUUCCUGCGGUACACUAUUGCACUUGGUUAUCAAAAUGGGCUUUUCAUUGCUUUUCACGUGUUUUUUGCUCUUGUGUUUGCCAGCUGCAAGGUAAUAAUUUUAAUAGGCUGCUAUAUUAUAAGUGAAAUUUGUACUGUAUUCCCCAAAAUCCAGCCUAACACUUUUUGUUUGGGUCUGUUGUCCAAAAAAAAAAAUGUGUAUCAUGUAAAGCUAUCAUUUCGCUCUAUGAGGCACCCUCAACUGUGAGGGGCAUGUAAGUCUGCUGCCCUUGCAAAGUUACAAGCACAGUUUUGGCAAGGCACUAUGACUCUACUGCGGCACAGCAGAGAGAUAAGUUUCACUGUCGCCGGAAUUCUCAUUUUGUGGUCGACACGAAUUAUUUUUCUUAUUGCGCAGCUUUUGUUAUUCCUUCUAUACAUUGAACCUUAAUGACUUACUUUAAUUACUACUCGUUGUUUCUAAUGCACAUUAGGUGGAAAAUAUACAUGUAUGCCUCAGGGGCUUGCUAGUGAAGUGGAUUUUUUUUUUUUUUUUAUAAUCUUUCAUAACCUUUAGGCUCAUUUACUUAGUUUAGCUGUCAUUUGCCCGGAAGCUACUCGUAAAGAGCAAAAGAUGGUGCUCGAGAAUGUGAAGACUUAGAAUGUGAAAGUGGAUAAUUGGUAACACAUGUGAGUUGCAGUAGCGUGUGAUCAGGGGGAUUAGUUAGUGAGAAAAAGUAAUUGCCCUUGCACCCGCCCCCCGCCCCCAGUCAUCUAAGGGGUGUGCCAAGUCUGCCCCACACCUUCGCUCGGUCAGACCUUUCCCGUCACUGUUUAAAGUGUGCAGGGUUGUGACCAUGCAAGCUUUUGAUAGUAGCAGCGGCUGGGGACCCCUGAUGUUGCAUUCCAAGAACCAUUUUACUUCCCACUGUUACCCAUGGAAAGCCGAGAAGUAAAGGCAAGCUGUUAUAAACAGCACGUCGUUGCUUUAUCUUAUCUUCGAUUUUGCGUUCAUCAUGAAGCUUGUGUCCUUCUGUCUCGACCAUUUGAAGCGGGAGGGGAGCGGUGGUGAUGCUUCUCCACCCCCAAUGAAGAACUCUGCGCACGCCUAUGGGCCCUAGAUCAGAGUAAUUGUACUAAACAUGUUGAUCGUGCGUAUUUCGAGCUGAACACUUCCUGCAGAAUAUCUGACAGACUUUGGCCACCUCAAAGUAUAUUUGUGCCACAUUGUCGGGUAUUGUGUCACUGUACUGUACCCAUUACCAGAAUUAACUCAUCAAGUUGUCAGUGCAUUUUCAGGCAGUCUUUUGUAUAAGGGGCACUCAGUCUCGCAUCCCGCAAGUAACAAUGGUCUUCCUCACGAGCACUUGCUCCAAGCAGCCUUUGAUUCUGCAUUUAUGACUUUGUUGCAAUUGGGUUUUGCAAUGUCAAGUGAAUUUGUAGUUCAUUUUACGACAGUAGUUUCUUUCAGGCUCUUUUACACCCAUUGGAAAUGAUGUGUACUUUGCUAUAUGAAGUUGGCCGGGCCAGAGUUUCGACGUAGCCAAGCAAGGCACCCGCCCUCGUGCCUUCGGGUGUGUCAGUAUUUCAUGUACAGGUUUGCGAGUUACCGAUUGCAUUAAGUUGUAAAGCAUAAAGUGUACAAGGAGCAUCAUAUUUGUACACUUACUGUUCACAGGCCACUUGAUCUCAAUUGAAUGUUCCCAAAGCCUUGUAGGCUCAUGUCUUUUUUUUCCUUGCAUGUAUGUGUGGUACGUUCUGUGUAUUGUAAUAAUUAAUAUUACUAUAACAUAAAUUCUGUUGCUGUUUGCUUAGUUCAACAUUGGAACUAUAAAGGUCUAUCUGUGAAACCUCAAGAAAAAUCAUGUGACUGAUAUCAUGAUAACGUAAUGUCGUUUUAUUAAGAAUGCAGAGCCUAAGUUGAGGCUUCUUAAAUGCUUGUUUAGUUUAGUGGGUUUUUUUUUUUAUGUGUCGUACACUGGUUAGCAGCCACAGGCAGUCUGUUUUUAUGUGGAGGAAAAAUGUUCCGGUAACAUAUUAGGAAAAAAAGAGUUUGGCAGGAACAUAAGAUCAUUGAAUUCCCAAGUGAUAGCAUGUAGGGGAUGUCAUGAUGCCUCAAUAGCUGCAUGAGUGUGCGUCAUAGACAAGCUUUUGCAUGCUCCUUAUUAAAAUGAUCAUACUUCUUACUACUGACUUGACAUUUUCUGGCCGCCCUGGUGCAUUUUCUUGUGCUUACCGCUAGACACCUCAAAAAUGGUUGCAGUUCAUGUUUGAGGUAUGUCUGGUCUAUCAUAAUAUCUUUGUUUUCCA
Messenger RNA from Rhipicephalus microplus (southern cattle tick), 5197 nucleotides. RefSeq lists its product as uncharacterized. NCBI's taxonomy places the organism in Eukaryota, Metazoa, Arthropoda, Arachnida, Ixodida, Ixodidae. The record is from RefSeq and is a predicted model, not a curated record.